Molecule: messenger RNA, 864 nt
Organism: Mycena indigotica
Lineage: Eukaryota; Fungi; Basidiomycota; Agaricomycetes; Agaricales; Mycenaceae
Product: Aldo-ket-red domain-containing protein
Exons: 5
Coding region: 1-864 (287 amino acids)
Cellular component (GO): cytosol
Molecular function (GO): aldose reductase (NADPH) activity; oxidoreductase activity, acting on NAD(P)H as acceptor
Source: RefSeq, a predicted model, not a curated record
AUGGCUACCAUAACUCUCAACGACGGCACUGUUGUCCCCUCAAUCGCCUUCGGAAUCGGCACGGCCUUUUUCGGGAAGGAGGCCCACAAUGCUGUUGAGCUAGCGCUGAACACUGGGUUCACACAUCUCGACGGGGCCCAGGUCUACGCGAAUGAGGACUCGAUUGCCAAAGGGUUGGCCGCUUCUGGGAAACCGCGAUCAGAGGUGUUCAUCGUGACCAAGCUAUUCCCUGGGUCCCAGCCAGACCGUGUUCGGCCCUCUCUCGAAGAAAGUCUGCAGAAGAUCGGUGUCGACUAUGUGGACUUGUUCCUCGUCCACGCGCCAGUGGCGAUGCGGCCUGAUCAACCCAACCCCAAUCUUGUCGACUUGUGGAAAGAGGUAGAGGCAGUCCACGCGGCCGGCCUCGCCAAAUCGAUUGGUGUAUCCAACUUCAGGGUGCAAGACCUGGAAGCCUUCGUGCCCACCGCCACGAUCAAGCCCAGCGUGAACCAGCUAGAAUUUCACCCAUAUGUCUGGAAAGCAGUCGAGCCAAUCAUCAAGUACGGACGCGAAAACGGCAAUAUCACGCCUGCAUCUUAUGGCGGGCUGACCCCGCUAGUCCGUGCUACCGGUGGCCCCGUAGACGCAGUCGUGGCGUCUAUUGCGGAUCGUUUGAAGAUUACGCCCGGUCAAGUACUUGGGAAGUGGAUCCUGCAGAAAGGCGCUAUCCUUGUCACAACUUCGUCGAAGGAGGAGCGCCUGAAAGAAUAUUUGAAGACACCCGAGGUACCCGACCUGACUGAUGAGGAUAUCAAGGCCAUCGAGGAGGCGGGCUCCAAGCAGCACACAAGAUACUACAUGAAGCAGGUCUUUGGGGACGCAUAA